Phaeodactylum tricornutum CCAP 1055/1 is the source of this 1745-nucleotide messenger RNA. RefSeq lists its product with no specific name. Bases 54 to 1745 code for a protein of 563 amino acids. The transcript has 4 exons. Lineage: Eukaryota; Bacillariophyta; Bacillariophyceae; Surirellales; Neidiaceae. The record is from RefSeq and is a predicted model, not a curated record.
UUCAUUUACAAUCCUUGUGCAUGUACGUAUCCCCGCUAAGCCCGUAGUGAUUUAUGAGAAAACCCGCGCUGCUGUUGUUGCAUUCACCAGCAUCGUUGAAUUGGUUUUCCGGAACCUUUGUUUCCGCCAGAGGAGUUCGCCCUGAGCGUGUCGCUCCUAGAUAUCCAAUCUGGACCAAGUCUCUGCAUCGACACGGCAUGUCUAGCUAUAGCGGCGGUGAUCGAGGAGGCCGGGGACGAGGCGGUGGAGGUCGUGGUGCCUACUAUAAGAAUAAAUACGGCGGUGGCGGACGAAACAGUGGCGACGCUCGCGAUCGAGGUCCUCUGGGUGGAAACGGUAACCUGGGAGACAAUCACCGCGCACGGACUAGUACCAACGGUGGAACCUUCCAAGAUUUAAAGCAACUGUUACAACACAUCGACGGUCGUCAGUAUCCCGCCUAUCAUGAUUUAGAAACUGCUCCAAAUACGGGAUGGGUUCAUCCCGAGGGAUUUGUCUUACAAGUCGGACGUGCUCAGGCAGAUCCGUUCGCCCCGCCUACCCGGUGUCGCGUCACCCUUCCACCUUCCGUCUCGCGCAUUUCAAACUCUUUCUAUACAAACGCUACGCGGCGCAUGGCGACUGGUGAUUUCUUGCUGCGGCGCUUGUAUGGCAACUGCAAACGUGUGGGAGCCGAUCAUAGCUUGCGUAGCAGUAGUGGUGGUAAGGGUGGAUGGAGUGGACCCAAAGGAGGCGACGUGCAAGUGCUGGAGCCUACACAGAAUGUUAUCGAGCAGUCAGCGGUUCAAGUUGACGAACAAGGUAACAUUCUAUGCCAAAUUACCAUCAAUCUUCCCGCAAAGGGGAGAUCAAUUAUGGGUCACGCCGCACACGAAAUCAUGGACGCUGUGCUACCGCAACUGAUCAGUGAUAGUCUGAUGUUCACCUCGAUGAACUUGGACAGUAUACGCACGCACAUCGAGUCGGUAGAGGAUCAAGCCUGGCUGCAACAACAGCUGGAUACUGCCGGACUGGUAUCUUUCGUGCGGAACGGGGCAAUUCUGCCCCGUGUCUCCGGAGUUGAAGAUCGCCCCAUGGCGGGAUCGGUCGUUGCCUUUAAGUCUCCUCCGUCGCUGCAAAAGGAGUUUACCCUCCCCAUCAGCGGCGUGGUAGUCCAGGGCAUGGGAAUUCGCAAGGGUGUUACCCUGAUCUGCGGUGGUGGCUUUCACGGCAAAUCACCCUCUUACAAGCCAUACAAAGCGGACCAAGCGGUCAAAAUUCGUGCGGAAGAUGGCCGUGCUGUCCAAGCGGUCGAUAUUUCUCCGUUCAUCAACAAUCUGCCGUUUGGUAAAGGUACAUCUUGCUUUACCACGUCGGAUGCGAGCGGAAGCACAAGCCAGGCAACAAAUAUUGUGGAGUCAAUCGAACUAGGUGCAGACACCCUUCUAGUAGACGAAGAUACGUGUGCAACGAACUUCAUGGUUCGAGACAAUAAAAUGAUGGAGCUUGUUGCUUCCGACAAAGAACCAAUCACACCGUUUGUGCGUGUUAUCAGAUCCUUGUAUGAGUCACAGGGGGUUUCUUCGGUUCUAGUUAUUGGUGGACUUGGCGAUUAUUUCGACGUAGCUGACCAUGUGCUACUAAUGGAUUCGUAUGGAUGCCAGGAUGUCACAGCACAUGCGAAAGAGAUUGUUGCUCGAAGCGGAUCAGAUUCUGCUAAACUGCAGAACCCCGGCAAGGGGGGUUAUAUCGUACGGCGACGUUGA